AUGUCAUCAAGAAACCAACACGUUCUUGAGGCGGAUCCCAACAGCGAAGUUCGUUUCAAUAUGCAAGAACCACCUAGCAAUAAUGGGCUCUUGCGACCACCUAGCAAUUCGUUCGUUGACAAUGCACGCGACAGAUCUGCAUCCUUUGCAUCUACAUUACCAGGGCUACAUGUACCGUCGACCGCAACUACAGAAGUUGAAAAGGAGAGUGAAGCGUACGAUGAUGUCCCACUUUCAGAAGCUCUAAGCCCAGAUGCUCGAUACGCUAAUGACUUUGUUGUCAAAAACAACAAAUUCGCUUUUUCACCGGGACAACUGAACAAGAUGAUAAAUCCAAAAUCUUUGGCAGCAUUCGCGGCGCUGGGUGGUCCCGAAGGGCUGGUCCAUGGUCUUCGAUCGGAUUUGAAUAUUGGACUUUCACUGGAUGAGACCAGUCUCCAAGGUCGUGUCACAGUUGAGGGUGUCUCGCAUCAGUCUUUUGAUGACAUGUCAAAUCGUGAUGCUCCAGCAUCUCGAGCGGACGUGCCGUAUUGUGAUCGAAUACGGGUGUUUGGGAAGAACAAGCUGCCUGAUCAGAGAACCAUCGGUUUCUUUAAGCUCUUUUGGGUCGCUUAUAAAGACAAAAUCAUCAUUUUACUGACUAUAGCUGCCGUAGUGUCACUGGCUCUCGGCGUCUAUGAGGCACUCAGUGGAGGCCCAAAAGUUAGCUGGAUAGAAGGUGUUGCGAUCUGUGUUGCGAUCCUUAUUGUCACCGUUGUCACGGCCGCAAACGACUUGCAAAAGGAAAAACAGUUUGCAAAAUUGAAUAGACGGAAAGAUGAUAGACAAGUCAUAGUCGUCAGGUCAGGAAGAGAACACCUGAUACACACUACUGAUGUCCUGGUUGGCGACAUAAUGCACAUUGAACCGGGCGACUCUCCCGCCGCAGAUGGUAUAUUGAUCUCUGGACACGGCAUCAAAUGCGACGAAUCCUCUGCAACGGGCGAGUCAGAUCAAAUGAAAAAGAUGCCCGGGCAAGAGGUUUUGCGGAUGAUCAAAGAUGGCACGGCCACACGAAAAUUAGACCCCUUUAUCAUCUCUGGAAGUAGGGUCCUUGAAGGUGUCGGAACUUACUUGGUCACCAGUGUUGGCACUUUCUCUUCUCAUGGACGGAUCAUGGCAUCGAUGCAGAUGGCAGAUGAGCCGACUCCUUUGCAAGUCAAGCUAGGAAGACUAGCAGACUGGAUUGGGUGGCUGGGCAUGAGCGCCGCUACUAUCCUUUUUCUCGUUCUCUUUAUUCGUUUCCUUACUCAGUUGCCUGAUAACCCGGCGAGUCCUGCUGAAAAGGGCCAGGAAUUUAUGGAUAUCCUUAUUGUUGCCGUGACGGUCAUUGUUGUUGCCAUUCCAGCUAAUCAAGGACAUUCAGAGGGCCUUCCUCUUGCGGUAACCCUUGCUUUGGCCUUCGCUACUACGCGAAUGGUCAAGGAGAAUAACCUUGUACGCGUUCUCCGAGCUUGUGAAACCAUGGGGAAUGCUACUGUCAUUUGCAGUGAUAAGACAGGGACCUUGACUCAGAAUAAAAUGACUGUCGUUGCAGCUUCCUGGUCCUUCAAUAUCGGGUCCGCUGAAAACACUCUUGAUCCGGAGAAAUGCACAUCGCCAGACGAUGUAUUGGGGGGGAUUAAGGGGUUGUCUAAAGCGUCCAAAGGUCUGAUUAUCAAAAGCAUUGCUCUAAACUCGACAGCCUUCGAAGAAGAGAAAAAUGGCAAGAGAGAAUUCGUCGGCAGCAAAACCGAAGUCGCAAUGUUGCAGCUUGCCAAAGACCACCUGGGCAUGGACACAAGAGAAGAGCGGGCCAAUGCCGAAAUCGUGCAAAUUUUCCCCUUUGAAUCUUCGAGGAAAUGCAUGGGAGUCGUAUACCAUGAACCAUCAUCUGCCGGCUAUCGAUUUCUUGUCAAGGGCGCCGCUGAGGUGUUGCUCAAGUGUGCCACGACGACGGUAAGGAAGGUAGCCGAGACAUCGAUUACUACGAAUUCUAUGACUGAUGAUCAGCGUCAAUGUAUUCAUGAAUGUAUCAAUGUUUAUGCGGAGCGAUCACUUCGCACAAUUGGUAUGGUCUACAAAGACUUUUGCUGCUGGCCGCCUCCGGUGAGCCACCAGGCCAUGAAAGACGACUCCUCCGAACCAGACUUUGAAAGUCUUCUGAGAGACAUGACCUGGAUCGGUGUUGUGGGAAUCCAAGACCCAUUACGACCCGAGGUACCCGAUGCCAUCAAAAAGUGCAACAGUGCCGGCGUGCAAGUCAAAAUGGUCAGCGGCGAUAAUCUCAAAACCGCAACCGCAAUUGCAACAGCUUGCGGUAUCCUAACGGAUGGCGUUGUCCUGGAGGGACCCAAGUUCCGCCAGCUUUCUCACACGGAACUAGACGAAGUAGCUCCUCGGCUCCAGGUUCUUGCGCGCUCUUCCCCGGAUGACAAGCGUGUGCUUGUGGAGCAUCUGAAGGGUCUCGGUGAGACUGUAGCUGUGACAGGCGAUGGUACUAAUGAUGGGCCGGCUUUGAAGACUGCUGACGUCGGCUUCUCUAUGGGGAUUGCUGGUACCGAAGUAGCUAAGGAAGCUAGUGCUAUCAUUCUGUUAGACGAUAACUUCAAGUCUAUCAUCACGGCCCUUGCAUGGGGUCGGGCUGUCAAUGAUGCUGUGUCGAAGUUUUUGCAGUUUCAAAUCACGGUAAAUAUUACUGCUGUCAUACUUACGGCUGUGUCAGCUAUCCAUAAUGGCUCAAAUGAAAGCGUUUUGACUGCUGUACAACUGCUAUGGGUGAAUCUUAUCAUGGAUACUUUUGCUGCAUUGGCUUUGGCCACCGAUGGACCCAGCGAGAAUAUACUCCAGAGGAAACCCGUACCCAAGAGCGCACCUUUGUUUACGAUUAACAUGUGGAAAAUGAUCAUCGGACAAUCCAUCUACAAACUUGUAGUCACCUUGACUCUCUAUUUUGCCGGACACGACAUUCUCCAAAAUAUUCUCGGCGAAGAGCAAAGCCAGCUACAACUAGACACGAUCAUCUUCAACACAUUUGUCUGGAUGCAAAUAUUCAACGAAUUGAACUGUCGUCGCCUAGACAAUCAUCUCAAUAUAUUUGAGGGCAUAGCCAAGAACUAUUGGUUUAUUGGCAUCAACUGCGUCAUCGUCGGUGGUCAAAUCUUGAUUAUCUUUGUCGGUGGCGUGGCUAUUGGCGUUGUGCCGCUGAAUGCCGUUCAGUGGGCUGUCUGCUUGUUGUGUGCGGUGGUUACCCUGCCAGUGGGUGUGCUCUUGCGAUUUCUUCCGGAUGAGUACUUUGCAGUUGUCUUUAAUUUCACUGUUGAUGGGUUUACCCUGUUUGUACGACCUAUCGUGAAGGCUUUCAAGGUGAUUGCCAAGUCUUUCAAAGCCAUGAUACGAGACCUUCCCAGGAAGUCUAAGUCAAGCGCUGAUGGGCUUGUCUGA
This is a messenger RNA of Talaromyces atroroseus, 3462 nucleotides long. RefSeq lists its product as hypothetical. The record is from RefSeq and is a predicted model, not a curated record. Gene Ontology annotation, biological process: calcium ion transmembrane transport; intracellular calcium ion homeostasis. NCBI's taxonomy places the organism in Eukaryota, Fungi, Ascomycota, Eurotiomycetes, Eurotiales, Trichocomaceae. The transcript has 6 exons. Gene Ontology annotation, cellular component: membrane; intracellular membrane-bounded organelle. The coding region runs from base 1 to 3462 and encodes 1153 amino acids. Gene Ontology annotation, molecular function: ATP hydrolysis activity; ATP binding; P-type calcium transporter activity.